AUGACGACAGAAAGCUUUCGAAAGAAUGUCGCCAAACAGUUGUCCGACUUGCAAGGCAAUCCGGACGAGGAUGCCAAGAUCGACUUUCCGAAGGACCUGACCUCUGCGGAUCGGAAGUACAUCCACAAGAUCGCCGAGUCCUUCCGACUUCACACGCUGUCCAGUGGCACGGGCAACGAGCGCUUCAUCAGCGUGUACAAGAACCCGCCCGCAGGCGCCGAGGCCAAACAAUUUCGGGAGCCGGGCUCCGGGGCAGCGCAGCCGCUGGUGCUGUCGCGGGCUGGUCGCCUUCUGCUGGACAAAGGCUUCGGCAGAUCGUCUUGGGCUCGGCUGCUCUGCAGUGGCUUGCAGGCCCACGCGCACAUCCGCUUCCUGCAGAAGGUCUUGCUGGAAUCCGGGCCCCCGCCGGCGCAAGCGCACGGGGCCGACGUGGAGCCGCGGCAGCUCGAGGGGCUGCAAGUGGCUUUGCGCAGACAGCAGGAGGAGCUCGAGGAGGCUCGGGCGGCAUUGAAAAUCGAGGCCCAUAGGGCUGCGGCGCUGGAAAGGGCCCUGGAGGCGAAGACCCAGCUCUGCGAGGACUUGGCUGCUCAGCACCGCCAAGAGUCGACACGGAGCCCGAGGCGCACCCCAGCAAGACCGCCGCCUCUGGCCAUGGCUGAGGCGGCGCUUCCCUGCGUCAAGGACGGCCUCUGCGACGCCAGCACUUGUGCGCCGGACUCCGAGGGCGGCGGGACGGCGCGCUCCGUGGCGACGGCGGAGGAGGAGGCACUGGAAGGCGAGGUCAUCGAGGCCUUCAUGUCGCAGCUCAGGGUGUCCGAGCCCGGCUAUCCGGAUGCCGCACCCCAGACAGAGACAAAGGCGGUUUCAGCGCUUCGACGUCAGCGGGCGCGCUGCCAGCAGCUCAACGGGCAGCUGAAGGGCCUGGCACAGGAGCUCCUCCGACUUGAGCCCGAGAGCCUGGUCGCGGCGCGGCUGUCGCCGCGCCCGUGA
Symbiodinium natans is the source of this 990-nucleotide messenger RNA. The record is from the annotation of a GenBank genome assembly. Lineage: Eukaryota; Dinophyceae; Suessiales; Symbiodiniaceae.